This is a messenger RNA of Olea europaea var. sylvestris, 1235 nucleotides long. Its product is annotated as disease resistance protein RGA2-like. Gene Ontology annotation, molecular function: ADP binding. The record is from RefSeq and is a predicted model, not a curated record. Bases 33 to 350 code for a protein of 105 amino acids. The transcript is spliced from 2 exons. Lineage: Eukaryota; Viridiplantae; Streptophyta; Magnoliopsida; Lamiales; Oleaceae.
UUGCCACGGAGAAAGAUAGGUACAAUUUUAAUAUGUCCAUGGAGAGUGGUGAUCCUGAGAGACUAAAGACUAACUCUUACAUUAAUUUAUCUGAAGUACGAGGUCGAGAUGUGGAUAAGAAUACUCUUUUAAGCAAAUUUUUGUCUGAGAGUGGACAAAGUCAUGGAUUCCAUGUUGUUUCCGUAGUCGGCAUGGGAGGAAUUGGUAAAACAACUCUAGCACAAAUGGUCUACAAUUGUGCUUCUGUAGAGCAAGAUUUUGAGAGAAAAAUGUGGGUAUGUGUUUCUGAGCCUUUUGAUGAAGUUCGAGUUGCAAAAGCGAUUGUUGAAGACCUUGAAGGGCAGAGAUAGCCUUGCGCCAUCCAGAGUUUGAUCAAAUUGUUUGCAUUGAUGACGUGAUCUUUUGGAAAGAAAGCACAAAAAGAAAAGGACCUUUUCAUUGUCGAGGGCAAAUCGAAGUAGCUCAAUAUCAAAGGAGGAAAGAGACCUUUCUCUGCUCCUUCAAAUUCCCAAAAUUCACUAUUCAAAACAUUCUGCCAAUCUUGUAAAGAAUUCUUGAACCGCAUGAGACUGCCAAUAGUCUUUACAGUAAGAGGUAUGCCCCGGCACUUGUCAGCUAUUUUCCUUCCAAUUCUUCACAAUCCUCUUUACUUCUUUCGAAAAACGCUAUUUGACUGAAUAGCGACCAACUGUCCUCGUCCGACAACUACCCCAAAUGAAGCUCAUAGCUACUUCUCAACAUUUUUGCAACUCACUUCAGACUUUGAGCAAAUUUGUCAUUGUUCGUGGUAGUGAAGGUGAAGGGGCAACAUGCGGGCUAGAGGAUUUGAAAAACUUGAAGAACCUCCAAUGAUGUCUUAAAAUCGAAGGAUUGGGUUACGUGACAAAUGCUGAUGAGGCCCGGAUGGCAGAGUUGAGUGAAAAGAAAUAUAUUUCGGACUUGCACAUCGACUUCAACUCUAAGGCUCAAACAGGCAACCAAGACGAAGUGAUUGAAGCUCUUCAGUUGCACCCUGGGAUGCAAUCUUUAGUUAUAAGUUCAUAUGGAGGCACUCGAUUCCCCAAUUGGAUGGUAAGUUUGACCAACCUGAAAGAUCUGUCACUUCAAGAGUGCCAACAUUGCACAAUUUUGCCUCCUUUUGGAAGGCUUCCGUCCCUGGCAACUCUCCACAUAGAUGGUCUGCAUAAUCUGAAAUCUCUUGGACUCGAAUUUUUGGGUGCAACAGACAAUGUGAA